AAAAAAAAAAACCCGUGAAUAUACAUUUUAGUUCGAUUCCAAUCAAAUAUCCUUCGACUCCUUGCGUGCGGAUUUGAUAUAUUUUUCGAAUAGGUACAAAAAUAAAAAAAGAAACUCAUUCAACCACCCACUUACCCAUUCCGUUUUUGAAAACAUCAUCGACAGGAAAACAAGGCCUAUUAAGGAUUUUUUUCUUUCUAUAUUGCUCUGAACGCAUGGGUGGCCCCUAAAGUGCCAAAAUACAAACAAGCAAAAAAAGGAUCAAAAAAAGCUCAUAUAUACACGGUACGGCGAAAUAACGGUAUCUGCGUGUAUACAAACAGAAGAAAAUAUCGAUGAACGGUUGAUAAAUGAUUCGAUUGUGCUACUGACAGCUGUGAUUUUUUCGGGUUUUCGCAGUUCACAGUGUUAUGUUAUUAACAACAAAAUGUUUUAGCUUCUUCUUCGAUAUUAUAGUCAAGCUCAAGUCGUGCCAAAACCCUUGCGUUUAAAUUGUUUUUGGUCCUACGGAAUUCGGGAUUUUUUUGGAAUACGGGGAUCUAUCGGAGCUUUUAUGUGCCUUCGAAUUUAAGUGUGUAACAACAGCCACCUUUCUUUCCACAUGUGCUAUAAAUUUAAUUAAAGCCUAUAAGGAUAAUCGCUAACGCCUUCUGUUUGCGUGACACAAUCGACUUGGAGAAGCUACAACAACAACAACGGCAGCAGCAGAGAAUCCUGGCGGCGGCGGGUGAUAUCCUGUCAGAUAAGAAAACAGCAGCACCAGCAGGAGCUACUACAUCUACUAUACCAAAACAAAUUUCCUCGAAAGACGGCCUCAGAUAACGGCUUCAAAACGUUGUCGGAUUUACUUAAAAAUUUGCAAUCCUUAUGGAUAACGAGCUGGUGUAGCUCAGAUCUACACAAGAGAAAACGUUUACCUAAGGAUAACUUGAAAAAGAGGAAACAAGGCGAUUUGUUCUUUGGCAGGAGCACAGGCCUGGAAACAUUAGAGACAAAAUUCAUCAACAGCUACAGCUCCCUGGAUAACAUGGACGACAUGGUAUUCCAGAAUAAUAAUAAAAACGCCAUUUAUGUACUUAAUACCAGCUAUAACACAUACGGGGAAUUUGGUCGUCCCAAUGCCUUCGGUUAUCCCCAAGCCGCCACCACCAACAACAACAACAACUCCUCGGAUGAUAUAUACAACAACUCUAAGAAUUGUUCACUCUCGAGAAGCCUACAUAAAUUGAAAAGUUUACGACACCAUUCCAGCGAAAUGAUUCCGGGCGGCGGCUGCGGAGGUGCGUCAAGUGCCGCUGAGAGUAGUAAUUCAUCAUCAAUGACAUCCUGUUCGCCUGCUGCGGCUGCUUUACAAAAGCUAUUCAACUGCAGCAGCAGUACGGCCCACAGCUGCAAGAGUAUUAAUUAUAGAAACAACACACUAAACAACAGCAACUGCCACUCCUCGAAUAGCCAUAUAAGUCCUGACUUGAGCCAUCAUCAGCAUCAUCACGGUGGCACCACCAAUGAUCCCCAGCAUCAGCAUUAUGCUCAAAAGGAAACGGGGAAGCAGUCCAAUCACCAUCACCCGCAGCAACUAGAAUACCAUCAUCUGAUGGAGAACCAAAUGUCACUAUCGUUACGUGGCAAUAACAACAGUACUUCCGGGCACGGUAGUGGUGGUGGCAAUGGCUGUGGUAGUGGAGGGAGCACAAGUUGCGUACUUCCUUGCGUAGGUGGCGUAGGUGGCGGCAACAAGAAGAAACAUUUCAAUUCGUCUAACUCGGUUAAAUCAGCGCUAAUUGCCAAGAAGACAAAGUUUUGGAAAUACUUAGUCGAGGAAGAGAAAUGGCGGAAGCAUAGUGAUGAGAAUUUAUCAACUACCAACAACUGUGAACGCGGUGGCGCUGGAGACCGAGAAAGAUUUAUUGGAAAGCUUUCACCUACCAGCAAAGCAAACACAAACGAUAACCACACCUCGGAUGCUGCACAAAAUGAUGGAAGAAUUACCCAAGCUAUUAAUAACCAUUCUGGCAAAAGUAAUUUCGGUAGCUGCAAUGGAGGCGGCAGUGGUAGCAACCUAAAUAAUAGUAAUUGGAGUGGAAACAGCGAUACAAAUAAAAACAACAACAACAUUAAUCAAAAAUCAAGCGCCGAACUGUAUAAGGAAGCAGCCCAACUCCUAGGACUUUCCUGUACUCUAUGUGAUAACUGCCGAUGCCUCGAUUGUCAAAGUCGUUACUUCGAAUGCGAUGACUCUGACAGCUAUUCGGAAUUUUCUUUUAUGGACGAAUACUUCGAAACCCUACCAACGGAAGUCGAUAGAAAUUUCCAUCAUCGUUCAUCGCCAAGUUUUCAUCAGCAGCAGGACCACCCCCAACAACACCAACAACACUCCCAAGACGACGAAAUCACUAGUAUUAGCGAAGAUCAGCAGCCAACGAGUGGCGAUUUCGAAAACAACGUACUUGACCACUGUGAAUCCCUUAACGAUUUAACUCUCGAGGAGAACUGUAUUGAGAACGAGGACUAAUUACAGUGUGCUUUCAUGCCAGGAGCAAAACAACACGAAUAAAAAAAAUAAACUUAAAAAAAAAAAACAAACUACUCCAAGGACUCACUCUCUCUUUCUCUUUCUCUCUCGCUCUCUUCAUCUCAGCCAAGGUAAGUAAUUUUAUUUGACGUAUUCAGUGCUGUUGGCUUGGCUCUAAGCCAAAACUACUUUUAACUGUUUUAAGUGCUGGCUGACCGCAAAAGCUUGCCACACGGUCCAACAAAUUCACUCAGCGGAUGUUACGCUGCAUAA
Molecule: messenger RNA, 2785 nt
Organism: Episyrphus balteatus (marmalade hoverfly)
Lineage: Eukaryota; Metazoa; Arthropoda; Insecta; Diptera; Syrphidae
Exons: 6
Coding region: 1028-2512 (494 amino acids)
Source: RefSeq, a predicted model, not a curated record